This is a messenger RNA of Schistocerca serialis cubense, 1507 nucleotides long. RefSeq lists its product as uncharacterized. Lineage: Eukaryota; Metazoa; Arthropoda; Insecta; Orthoptera; Acrididae. The record is from RefSeq and is a predicted model, not a curated record. The annotation marks the transcript as partial. The transcript has 2 exons.
GUGCCCCAUGGACCCAAAUAAUAGCUGCCUAACCGCCAUAGAGGAUGUUGUCACGACAGACCGCACUCUGUCGGCGGCAACAUCCGCCACACCACCCGCCCACAGAGAUACCGCGUCCACGGUCGGCGCUUCUUGCGCCCCCUCAGGCUACCGCCCCAUCUCUGCCGUUGAGCUGUAUGUGAUUAUGAAUCGCAUAGCAAAGCCAGAAACACCCGCAGAAAAAGAGGCCGCGGAAAGGGCGUACGCACAUUUCGUGCGCCACGACUUAGCCGCCGCCCGGGCACAACAGCCGCAAACAGAGUCUUCCUUUCCGCUGAGUGAACUGCCGCGCUCGGCCAUAGAAGAGGUGAUUGUUCCGCCGGGAGCCCUGCUGGGUGUAGCAACUCAAGAUGUUGCUGCUCUGGCGGAGGCGGCCCCGAAUGGUGUUGCGUCACCAGUCUUGGCUACUCAAGAAGCCAGUGCGCUGCUGAUCGCCCCAACGGACAAUUCCAGUGAAGAAGCCGCUAGCGCGCCAGUCCUCGCCGCGCAGAGACUGACUGACAGCGACCACCCCAACCCAACACGGCACCCAACAACGCCAGUUCUACUAGAAAUUCCUGAAGCCAACCUGGGGACACUUCUAUCGGCAGAAAUGCCGAUGGAUGUGCAACAGGCAUCACGGAAACGACCAGCCACCUCUGACUCUGAGGAACAAACCGCAGUAACCGCGCCUGAAGGGCGCCAAACAAAAAAGAAGGCUGCUGCUGCAGACGCCCCCACAGCGCCCCCUGCAGCCGAGGAAGACGGUUUUACCGUACCAAACCGGCGGCACACUGCCAAGCCCAAAAGGCUGGAGAAGGUGCUCGCCCCACCGCCAGCCACAUCAAAUCGGUUCGCAGAGGCAACCGAAGUUGUCAUGGAAGCGGAACCCGCCGCCCCAGCACGUAAACACACACGCCCCCCUCCAGUAGUCGUGACGUGGGACGACGAGUUCAUGGACCUCCGCCGCAUGAUUAAAGAAGUGGUGGAACGCGACGAACAGCCCAAAUGCUGCAACUGCAGUGAGCCGCAUGUUGCCAGCUACAGGGGCUGUAACGCAUUCAAAUCCCGCAAGCGUGGCAAGGCCGCCAAAAAAGUGCAGCCAGGAGUCAGUUUUGCGUCCGUUGCCGGGAGACGGGCUGCUGAACAGCAGGCCCCGCCUCGCGGUGAACGCCGCCUACCCGCCCGCAACCUGCAACCACCUACCAACACACAGACGGAACCCAGUGCUGCUGGGCUACUCCCACCGCCCCCCACGACCCGCGCCGAAAAAGGACAGGCUGCCCCUGCUGCGCAGACACCCAUCGCAAAACAGUGCCAGCCUAGUACAGCCCCAGCGCCACCCGCCCCCGCGGCCUCGAGCGCUAUCACAGAUGAUCUGCAGACGCUACUGCAAACAUUAAACAGAAUCAUGACACAACUACCCAGUCUAGUCUCCGCAGCUGCGACGGCCCUCCAGGCCGUCGCCCAGCCCCCCAGUCAUGGAUAA